This is a messenger RNA of Poecilia reticulata (guppy), 1285 nucleotides long. It is a transcript of the gene chlsn, whose product is annotated as cholesin. The record is from RefSeq and is a predicted model, not a curated record. NCBI's taxonomy places the organism in Eukaryota, Metazoa, Chordata, Actinopteri, Cyprinodontiformes, Poeciliidae.
AAUGCACGUAGAGACGUUUGUCCAAUCACGUUCAAGCUGCUCUGGUUCGCUUCCUGGAUUCGAAGUGCACGUUUUCUACUCGCCACUCUGAUUCUCUUCCAGAAACAACGAGCUGAUGGCAAAAGACAAGUCUUUGAAAAAAAAUCCCCCCAAAGGAAAGAAAUCCAGUUUUAAUGAGGGAGAAGAAGCCAUGGAAACUAAAACCAAGAAGAAGAGAAAACACGUGGAAGUAGAGGAAGUUCCAGUUCAGAUUCCAUGUGUUACAAAUCCAGAUGAGGAAACAAGCAAAAAGGACAAAAAACUCAAGAAGAAGAAGAAGAAAGAGGCAACAAGAGAAGCUGAUUUGGAUCGAGCUGAGCUUCCUGAGGACGACGGGGACCCCGAAGGACCUUUGACCCCUGAAGAGAAACGGGUCCUGGAAAGGAAGCUGAAGAAAAUCCGGAAAAAGGAGGAGAAGAAGAAGCUGAAGGAAUCCGGACGGGCCGACCCAAAACCCGCAGAACCCGGACGGAGCGCAUCCAAGCUGGCCUUGGACUACCUCACAUGCUGGGCGGAGAGCCGUUCGGCCUGGAAGUUUCAGAAGAUCCGGCAGACCUGGUUACUGCAGCACAUGUACGACUGCGAGGAGGUUCCAGACGAUACAUUUGUGGUUCUGCUUCAGUAUCUGGAGGGACUGUUUGGACAAGCGAAGGAAACGACGGUCCAGAAGGCCUUGGCGCUGGUGGAGGAAUCCGGAAAGGCGCCACAGGACGCGUCUGUCCAGCAGAGGGCGCAGCGGGCCAGAGAAGUCAUCCAGCUCUUCUCCUGACCCUGAGGGACUCCUGCACUGACAUGAGGCAGGAAGAGACCCAACCAAGGCGCGCUGCUCCCUGUAAAUAACAUCCAGCGUGAUUUUCUGUGCUACUAAAACCUAAAAACACAAACUCUUCCUCAUGUUUGCAACAUUUUGAAUCUCAAACUAUUUUUCAAAAAGAUGAUUUGAGUCUUCCAGACGUUGUUUUCACGAUGAGGCGAACGAUGAAAAGCUGGAAAAUCAGGAAUGUUUAUGGUUGGGACAUGUUGGGACACGUCAGACCUGUAAACAGGUCCAACUGACACGACGCUGUAAAACUCGCUGCGUUAUUUUAACUCACCCGAACCAUAACAAGCUGCUCAAACAGCAUUGUUAUAUACGACUUCUCAUCUGUUUUGAUCAGAGAUUUACAUACACUCAUAACGAGAAAGAAUGCCACAUUAUUGUAACAGUAUUUUUUCCCCAUAAAGAGUAAACAACUUCACUGUUUUA